GCCUUCUCUAAACAAGUGCAGGGAUCUAUCACUGUAUUUUCCCACGACGUUGAUUUCACAAUUACAUCUACAAAUUACUAGAGCAUAUGUACAAGAGCCUGUUUGUGUUUGCUACUCGUGCAGCAAGAACGACGUAAAUUUAUUCAAUCGCAACUCCUGUUUGAAGAUUCAAAUAAAACUUCACGCAUGGACCACAACAUCCAGGACGUAUCUUUUUGUUUGUUCAAAAAAGAAUGGACACGAUUACAGGCCAGGAGAACGAACCAGAAGCAGGCUCCUAUGUACCACUGAGACGUGAUACCUGAAGAUACGGGAAGAUACGUGAGAACGACCACAUGGACGACCACUGAAGAUAGACCUGCGAACCGCAUGGACGACUGAUACUAUACUGCGCAGUUGGUUCAGUGGCUUGGGCGUUGGCCUGUUCACUUAUCGAAGAGGGUACUUGACGAGCCACGAUGUCGCUGUUAGAAACGCUGGAUCAGGAGACACUGAAGAAAAUCCUGAGCAAUGCUAUUCAGGCAGGCGUGGUGGAUAUUAAGGCCGUUAGUAUACUGAGCUGGUCGCACCUGCCCAUACUUACUUUAUAGGUGUAUUCAUUCUGUAGAGCUCGUCCUUUCUUGGUCGUUUUACUUACUCCGGCUUUGCAGUGAGAAGAUUAAACAGAAAAGUUCCUUUAUUUUCUCCAACUAACUAAUCAUAUUUAUAACUUUAACUGCAAUAGAGCAGGGCGAAAUCGAAAAGGGCAUUCAGUGCUUGGAUGAGGUAAGAAAGGAUGCUAUUUCACCCUAGGCGGGUGCCAACUCACAGCGGUUGUAACUCUUCUAAGAAAAAGGAGACACUAAAUCCGGUGCACCAGCAGUCUUACGAGCAUGUGGUUUCUGGGAACCUAUUUGAGGUGCCGCCAGAAUGCGAUCGAGUCCAAUACCUCUCAGAAGGCGGCUACGGAGUGGUCACGAAGUGCCGGUGUCUGAAUCCAGCCAAGUACAAUGGCUUUGACCAGGUGGCGGUCAAGAAAGUACUAGAUGAGUUUGUGAGCCUCCACCCUCAGGUUUUGAUGGUGCUAUGCAUAACAUAUAUUACUCACUUGGCUGUAAUUCUAAUCGAUACCACUGACCGCUGAUCCCAUGUCGUCGAACCUGCUUACCACUGACGCAUCCCAGGUCUCUCUUCCGCACGAGCGUGCCUUCGACGGAGAAUGGGAGGAUAAUAUUCGGCUAUUGAGGGAGAUCCAUUUCAUGAAGCACUUGCCUCAUCCGAAUGUCACGCCGAUUAUCAGUCUGUACAUGAACAAGGAGGCACGCGGAGGAGACCUCAAGCAGCUCAAUUAUGACGGAAAUCGUUCGCGUUUCUUGUUUUCUUGAGUUAUAUAAUACAGUGAAACUAAGUAACUUCAACGUGUAACUUGGCAAUGACGAGACAUACAAACCCAGUUGUUAGCCACUAGCUAGGAGCUACUGGCGCGAGAUAUAAUACAACUGGAGGUUCUUCAAGAGGCAUCCACGGUGUUGAAUUUUGAAUAGGGAUAAAUCAGCAUCGUAAAGAGGUAGAUCUACUCACUUUCAUCAAUGAAAAUGAAUAGUAAAAUAUCAACAUCUGGAACAAGCAGGUUUAUUCACCUUCUAAUCCCUGUGCUUCUACAUCGUCAUGCCGCUCUACGUGCCUGGGAGUAUCGACCAGAUGGGCGUGAUCGAUGAUCAGAAGGUAUUCUGCGGCAUUAUGCGUGAUUGCGUCUCAGGCCUCUUGUGGAUGCACAAGCACAAGGUCCUGCAUCGUGAUAUCAAGCGGGAGAACAUUUUUUACGACGAAAUAAACAAGAACGCAGUCAUCGCAGACCUAGGCAUGGUAUGGAUGAUGUUUUUUCUCCCAUCUGUAUAACAGACCAUGUUCUAGGCUGCCCCUUUUCCCCUUGGAAGUGUACCUAUAUUAGGUUACAACGGGAGCCACCUCGAUGAUGGUCUGCCCUUAGACGGGAAAAAAAACAAAAUUCAUAGAUGGCUAGGAGCACGAAGAAGAAAAUGACAGGAGGUCGCGAGUGCAGUACAAAAAGCUACUUGGCGCCAGAAUUGAUAAUGGAGACAACAGAAAGCUACUCGUUUCCAGUGGAUAUAUGGGCGCUCGGAUGCGUCUUCUACGAAAUGCUCAUUUUUGCAGGUAUGAAUUAGAAGUGAAGAGUAUAUAUGAUAUCAUGCGUAUAUUAGAAGUACCAUCUUCAAUUUCUCUAUGAUCUUCAUCAAAAACAACAACGAUAUUUUAUUAUGAUAUCCGCAAUCCAGAUGAAGGGGGUUCGAUGUUUGCUGAGUCGAACCCGUACCACCUCAUUCUUGCUAGGCAGUACUCGAUCAACAAGACGUUUGGAACGAAGCUGAGCCGCAAGCGCAUCAUGCUCGGCACGCACCACAUUCAGCAGAUCGCAACGCAAGAAGGCAGCUGGGUCAGAAGUAUGGCCGGUUGUUGUUCGUGUCGUUUAAGUAUUCGAGAGUAGAAAGUGCAUCUUGUAACUAUGUGUACGUACCUGGUGGUACAAGAAAUUGCUAGCUGUUUUGGUCUUGCGGGAAAUAACUAGACCUGGUGGUGAACUCCAUGUUGACAGGACAUCUUUCAUUUCCUAGCGUUGGCUGAGUUUGGAGAAGCAACUGGACAAAUUUACCGGAGAGAACGGAUGGGAGGAGUCCAUGAAGCCCUUCUUGGAAGAUACUAUCAAAAAGUGCUUGCAGUUCUAUCCUGAAGAGCGGUGUAGUGCACAAGAAUUAGCCGACAUUUAAGGUUAGUUUCUCCAAAUUGUUCAUUUUCGGAAGCAUCUUUCUUGAUCUUUGGUCCCUUUAUUACUUUAUUUAGGGGAAAAACACAAAGCUAAUGCUAAGGCGAAAGCAACAGCACGUCCACAAAGAUACACGUCAAGAAAGAUGAAUAUGACAUGUGCAAGAACAUGUUCUAAGACAUGUUGAAGAAGUCCUUCGUAGCGAAGCUCGUAGGCGGAAUCCACAUGCCCAAGCGCGUGAAGCAGAGCACGGUAACCGAGAACUUCUUCGAGGAAAUCUCAAAGCUGAAAAGUGAUAAAGAUCGCGGUCAGAGGAUUCGCGAACAUUUGUACGAGCUCACGAAAGUUAUGGCAGAGUUAUAAUUUCUCAUUUAUCGUAUGAAGGGCUCUCCGUCUCCCCCAUUUCUAUAAUUGAACUAGUUCAAUAGUUCAAUUUCGGCAAUAGUUCAUAAUUAAUGUUGAUGAGUUGAUUGUCACCAGUAGCACUUGUUCAUAAUAUAAUUUUUGUCAGCUGCUGUGUAGAACAAGGGACAGGGGUAGGGGUACUUACUCGGAUAUUCAGGUAAAACUCGUCUCAACAAUUUGAACACCAGAGGUAGAAGUAGAUACACUUCGUUCCCUUCUUCAUACAGAAAGAAGACGACAGCAGUAAGAACCCUUUCGUGAAUGUGCCUAGCUAUACCUUUGGCGAUAGCAGCAGCCAAGUAGAUACGAGUCCGAGACGGAGUGUUCUCGACGACGUGGCACCGAUGGAUGUCUGCGAGCCAACCACAUUUCAGCUUGUUAAGUGCAACAAUUAAGUCCUGUGAGCGACCUCUUGCUAGGUAAAUGAAUGAAUGAAUGAGUGAAUCCAUCUCUCUCAGCAUCUCGAUACCCUGCUUAUGAUUCUUUUCGCCGGAAGAGAAGGGGUCCUCGAGGUGAGGGGACCGAGAAGGAUAAAAGCUGACUCUAAAAACCUUGGCAAAGGAGUGGCCGGCAACGUUUUAUCCUCGUCUUCAGUGAACAUUGGUAAUGUUAAGGCUCUCGCAAUAAAGUGAAACUCUUGUUCUUCCUGAAUAAAAGCAUCUUCUUGUAAGGAGGGCUCCUUUCUAAGGGAAGAAGAAAACGACAACUAGUUGCCAAUGAGGUGCUUUAUUUGUGGAGGAAUAUUAUUAUGAGAAUGAGAGCAGCUGAAAGAAGUCCAGAGUUCUAGGCUCAGACUGUUUUUCGUUUGCUGUAAAAAGAAUAUCAACCCUUUGGUCUUCCUCGGUCUAUCCUAUAAUUAUGAGAGCAGUUUAAGGUCUUCUAAUAGUGGCGGUAGCUUGAAUGCGGGUGUCCGACACGACAGUGCGACGCGUAAACCGAGUAGCGCAGCUGCGCUGAAGAUGAGAGCUGGCAACGCUCUUGGGAUGCAACUACAAAAGGCUACAGCGUCGACCGAAACAACCGCAUCCCAGGACUACGAAGCAUGGAAAGAAGUGGAAACGGAUCGACCGCUGCUCGUUUUCAAGCCAGCAAGUUCCUCGAAAAAGUAUGCGACAGACGAGGCGGGCACGAUUGAGGGUUUUUCAGGUGCCGAUCCUGAGAAACUCCAACUAAAUCUGGGAGCGCCGUCUGUGGCAGCAAAAGUUAAGGUCUGUAGAACAAACUCCUCAACACAACUGCUGCUCCUCAACCUUCAACACUGCUGCUACCUGCGAAGAAAGUACUAGAUUCAAGUGAGCCAUGAAGGAAAUCAGAAUGGGUAGUACAACGAACUGAUAGUAGAAAGGACAUGAACUUGUUGUAGACUCUAGCUACGAGCCAAAGCGAGAUACUCUACUCAACGACCUCAAUUAUAGAGACAAUCGUAUACAACGAACAAUCUCCAUCGUCCAUUUCCAUCGUCUGCUCUAAUGAAACCGAUGCGAAGACGCCGAAAGCUAGCCCGCGCGGGAAGGCCAGAGCGAAGGUUACGCCUGCUGCUAAGCGGCGUAAUUGGCGAAAGGCUAUGGCAAUGCCUACCAUCGAUGAGGACGACGAGCCCGAUAAUAAUGGAGUAAAUAUUACGGCUUCUAAAAGACUCUAAACCAUCUUCUCGUGAAGAAUGAGUACUCCUAACCGACAUGUUUUGACCUGUGCUGCUAGCGUCUUGGCUUCGGUCAUGUUCACUACCAGAACUUAUCUCUACCAGAACUUCUUGUUUGAAAGAGCGGCGGCAUAUAGUCCUAACGCAAAAAAAAAAUCUACGGGUGCUGGGAACAGCAUCGUCAGGGAUACACACAUGACGCCUGGGAAGGCUUUAAGCCAUCCCCCUGGAAAGGCUUUCUUUCUACUUCACCUCCAGGAUGAGUCACACAAGAUGGAUAAAAACCAGCGAGCUCUAAAAACAGGUCAGUAAGCAUCGCUGAGGACCAGGAUCAGCCACCGAGCGGGAAGGGCGUCUCGUCUGGAGGAAAGCUAGGUAUGUCAGCGUCGUCUUCUAGCAGCGGACCGCUGCGACGGCCUAGCGUCGAGGAGGAGACGCCGACGGUCACAGGCCUCGCAGGCAUGUUCGGAUCGAAGCUAAACGUGCGGACUCCUGUGACCGGUAUGAAUGUUAUGUUGGAGUUUUAUGGUUUUUCUGGAAUUCGAGUCGUGGUACCAUCAAGGUACUAGUAGUUGAGGAAGCAUCAUGAAUUCACUCUUAGAAGUCGUACUAGCAGCAGUACAUGUACUAUGUCUAAUAUGUUCGUCCCAUCUUUGUGGUCUAAAAAGUCUAACAAGCGCGGAGCAUCGAGUGGUACUUUCAACAGUGGUACUUUUUCCGCUGGGAUCGCGUCUGCCAGCUCGUCUGCUUCCUCGUCGGACGUACCACCAACAGCGGCAAAGGGUAAGUCUCCGAAAGUCUCGGCGCCGAAGAAAAACCCGAGUCAGAAGCGCAAGCGCGGCAGCAUAAAAGAAGUCAAUAAGGGAGCAAGUAGCAAAGGGAAUAACUCCUCGCCCAAUAGCGACGAACCUCCCGAACAAGUGACGAACGAUCACCCGAACAAGAAACGAAGAACCUAGUUGAAAGCUGGUAGAACUUUCCACCACGUCAACUACCAUUUAAUGAGUCGCACAGGGCAAUAAUUGGAGUAAGACUAUGACACUAUAGUUCUUUCUCUUUGGAUUUUUUCGAAGUUCCCUGACGUGAAGCUCACCCAGCGUUUUCAUAGUAAAUCUUUCACUUGAUUUAGCUCCAUCAAGAAAUUCUUUUGAUAGAAAAAUGAGUAGGAAAGACUCCCGGGAUCGAUAUUUUUACUUGUAGUUGCCGUUUUGACGAAAUAAACUUAAACUUUUUUAGGGUAUGUGUAUGGAGCUGUGGCGCGACAGCCAUGAGGAUGAAGGCUUCAAAGCACGCUUCUCCGCAGGUGAUGAAAUUUGGAGAAGUCUGCUUUAUUUGUGGAGCAGAAAACGUAGACGUGGAGCUCGCUGAGGUCGUUGCUGCUGACGUCGCAGAGGGUGUUGCACAAGAUGAUGUUGAGCUACCAUCAGCAGCAAGUGCAGGAGGUGCGACAGCAGCAACGACCUCUGCGACGUCCAGUGCAGUAGGUGCGACACAAAUAUAGAAGACUUCUCCAAAGACUUCUAGUACCCUUAAGAUUUGUGUGCUGUCGAAGAUAAGAAGUUUUGGGUAGUUCUAGUAGAAGUAAGACUUCAACAAAGCACUUUUGGGUAGAAGUAGGUACAAUUAUAGGUAGUUGCGCACUCGGAUGUUGAAAUUUUCAAUUGGGUGUUAUAAGGGCAGGAAGCACCUUAGAUUCGUUUUCUUAUCCCUAGCGCCCUAAUUAGUUCGAUCUGGAAGGAUGUUAGGACUUAUGAACACGUGCCAGUAGCUUCAGUAUGUUGAUUGUAGGGUUAUUCCUAUACAGAAUGCUUACGUGCGUGGACACUGGACGCCGCAUGUAUAAGCAACAACAUGAACCUUUUUAUGCGUAUCUACCUAACACUAAGUAUCGAAGUUGUGGAUCCAAUACCAAUCCAGAUUCAUUUAAGGAAGGUAUAAGUUUUCCUCGCAGAAUGAUACCGCCUCUCGCGGCGACACUUGGUGCACUACUCGCUGUUGACCUCACCAAUUCCUGAGAGUUACUUACGAAAAACCGUCACUCUACGUUGAAAAGGGUGCUCUAUCACAUAGACCGCUGUGAGGACGUCCUGAGGCGGCGUUUCGAAUGGAAAUUUAAAAACCAAAAAAUAGAUGGGUCGAUCAAAAAUGAAUUCCAAUCCACCAAUCCAAAAAGGUAGCUACACUAUGACCUAGAACAAGUGGUAAUGAGUACUAGUAGAAAGCACUGGUUGUGAU
Molecule: messenger RNA, 7043 nt
Organism: Amoebophrya sp. A25
Lineage: Eukaryota; Dinophyceae; Syndiniales; Amoebophryaceae
Source: the annotation of a GenBank genome assembly